AUGUGAAAGGCAAAGUAAAUUUUACCUGUAGACAGUAUCAUUGUCUGACAGCAAAUUUAACAGCGGUCGACAAAAUAACUUCUUAAACUCAAACUUCUUAAAUUUAAAUCAUACUGAAUCACAAGAACUAAUCUUACAGCUGUUCUUCCGUCUCCAGGAAAAUCUGUAAACACUCCAGAAGAAUCUUACAGGCAUCAUGACUCUCCUUUAUAUUUCCAUCUUAUGGUUCGCUGCCUGUGUGGACUCCAUCAGUGCAGGUGAGCGUGUUACUGUAUCAGCUAAAGUGGGUUCCACAGUCAUCCUGCCGUGUAAACUGAAGAAUACGUUCACAGAAACACCACAUAUUUGGUGGCGCACUGAAAAUAAUGAGACAGUGUUUGAGCGAAGCAUUGAGGGUACAGCAGAAGGUUCAGGAUAUGAGGGUCGUGUGGAUGUUCCUGAGGAUGAGCUGCUUAAAGGAAACUGCUCUCUGGUGUUGAAGAAUGUCAGAAUCACUGAUGAUGGUGUCGACACAUCUUUUGUGGUGGAAUACAGCAAUACUAAAGCUAUCAAACUGCAAGAAAUCAGCAGGGUUAACAUCUUAGUCGAUGUCUUGCACAACAUAUCAGCUGCAGUGGGUUCCACAACUGUCCUGCCAUGUGAAUGGAGAAAUCUGUCCUUCCAAACACCUCAUAUUAUAUGGUAUAUGGAUUCUGAGGUUGUGUUUGAGCGAAAGGGUAAAGAGUCAUUUCCAGGUGAAGGAUAUGAGGGUCGUUUGGACGUUCCUGAGGACGAACUGCAUAAUGGAAACUGUUCUCUGGUGUUGAGGAAUGUCACUCUUACUGAUGAAGCCAUCUACAGAGGAUCCAUGGCAGUGAAACAUCCAACAAGACAUAUCUUGAAAUUGGUCCAGAAAGUUAAACUCUCAGUCUCUGUACAAUCUGAAAACAGUAAAGAUGAAAAGUUAGUGGAGAGUAAAACUACCUCAGGUGAAGCUGGAAUAAACUGCCCUCGCCUGCUGAUCCUCAUCAUUUCCCUCCUCAUGUGUUUUCUCUUCUCACAUUGAGGAAACAUCAGUGGCGUGCACAGAUGGACACGAGGUGGUGCUCAAGCACCUGCCCCUCUGCCCUCUGUCCAAAAAAGUGCCCUUUUGAAUUUUUUUUUUUUACAGUUUACUGAGGCCAAUGUCGACAUGAUCUUUUAGAAAAGCCGUGGCAUUAAAAGCGUGUGUGAAAAUAAUGUCCCGAUGUGUGCCCCCUCCGCACACACACCGGACCUCUGUCUCUCUUGCUCUGUCACGUGAACAAGCGUGCAGUGCAUUCAAUGUGAGGUUGCAGCAGCAUAGCGUCCUGGAAGCCACGGCCUUGUCGUAGCGCAGACAACACAUCGGGCAGUCAGUCAGCUCUUCCCCUGCCCCACCAGCCAGGUAACACAUGAAUCGAGUGAAAAUGUAUUGUUUGCCCUCUAAGCCCAAGCUGUAAUUAUUUUGUCGUGAAGUAGCCCGUCGCAUACAGAAACAACUGCACAUAAGUAUUAUAUUUUUUGCUAGACCAUUUUCAGAUUUAGGAAAACAAAAAUUUCUUUUUCUAUUUUGUUCAACUAGAGAUUCCUGGCAAAGUCAAAAAGCCUUGAUGUAAUAAAUUAACAUUAAGUAGUUGUUUUACACCUUUAAAAACUAAAACGGGUCAGUGGCAACCCGAACACAAGAGGAUGGUUAAAUCUUAGACUUUUAUAAUAAGGUGUUCCACAUGCGCAAAAAAGUGCCCUUUUUUUCCCCCCAGAGCACUUGCCCCCCAAAAUGUCUGUGCACGCCACUGGGAAACAUCAGUGUGAUCUCUCUGAGUACAGAGAUGUCUCUGAGCCCAACAGAACCACAUUACAGAAUCAAUUCAAUUAGGAAAAAGAUUUCAAUGUGCUUCAAUUAUAUUUUCUACAAGUGGACAUCUGUGAGCUACAUGAGAACAUUUCUGUUUGAUGUCCACAUAAAGCUGUGAAGCUGAAACACCACAAUAUCAGGACAUGAGAAAAGCUUGGUAUGACCAGGAAUAAUAGAAAAAUAGUCAUCAUGUUAGGAGUUGGACAUUUUUUUGGCAUCUCCCCCCAGCUCAGUCUAGUUCUCAUUUUAUGCUUGUUUUUGGAUAAUCCUUUUGGAUUUGAUUUUAUUCUCUCUUUGCCUGAACUUCGUACUGAUGUUGGACUGUUUUCUACUUCUCUUUUGGAUUUUCCCUUGGGUUUAUUCUGCCCUGUUUUAGGGAUUUUUGUGUUUGUGAGUUUAUUUGAGUUUUGUCUGUGUUUAGGGUCCUCUCAGCUUUUUGACUUGUUAUUUAAUCUACUUUGGAGUGUUACGUCUGCAUUUGGGUCCAUUUCAUUACCCCUGUGGUUAACUCACUGGGUUUGUAAUCCAGCAGCCGGGGUUCAAUCCCUGGCCUGGCAAAUAGUAAUACACAAAUAUACAUUGCACAGCAACAGUUGGUGGUUCAUCCUAAUAUUUGUCUGCUUUGUCUAUAUUGUUUUUUACAUUGGUUAUGUUUUUGUGGAGAGGAGUUGUUUUGGUGAGGCAAGUUGUUGUUUGAUUUGUUCGGUCUCCACCAAUUCUUAUUCCACUACCUUUGAGCAGGUGACAGCUUCCUUACACUGACCCAGAUACACUCCUUUAAUUUACUCCUUCAGUGUAAACUAGGUAGUAAACACUAGGAAAUGUGUUCAUUUCCUAGAAUGAACUCGUAGGACUCGUGCCCUAAUUUUAAGGAAUCGUGACUUAACUCGGACUUGAACACUGGGUACUUGAGACUGGACUCCAACUUGAGGAUUAGUGACUCGAAUACAACACUGUUUGUUUGUGAAAAUUUUACCAGAGUUUUGACCUUUGAUUAAAUAACUUAUAUUUUGACAGUUUCAUGAGGGUGUGCGUUCUUCUUAAAUCAACUCCUCUCAUAAUCUGUGGAGGAAUUUCACCAAACUUGGCAAAAGGCUUUGUUAUAUGACAAUUAUACACAUAUUGAAUUUUUGUUUAAUUUGGGCAAAUUUUACCAGAGUUAUGC
Molecule: messenger RNA, 3020 nt
Organism: Neoarius graeffei (lesser salmon catfish)
Lineage: Eukaryota; Metazoa; Chordata; Actinopteri; Siluriformes; Ariidae
Exons: 6
Coding region: 197-1045 (282 amino acids)
Biological process (GO): immune response; T cell costimulation; cell surface receptor signaling pathway
Cellular component (GO): external side of plasma membrane
Source: RefSeq, a predicted model, not a curated record